AAAUGCACUUUUCAACCUUUCAGCAGCAUUACUAAUUAAGAUCUGAGAUUCAUCCCUGAAGUGAGGAACUGGAUGCAGUAUCCUCUGAUCGUUGAUUCUCAACAAAUGGCCGCUCAAGUUCUUGGAUCAAUUGCGUCUCCCCUCUCUGUUUCUACAGUGGCGGCAUAUUGUUCUUCUUCCUCAAGAUCGGCGAUCAUUCCCAUUUCAAGUGCAGCCGGGCAUGGAAGAUCUCGGGUUUUGCGUCAAAGGAGGUUCAGGUCAGACAUGGUCGCGGACUUCACGAAGCCUGUUCGCCGAGCAAUGGUUGUUUGCGCGGCUCAGGAAGGAACAAUUGAUGAAAAGUUUGAAGUUGCAGUUCCAGAUGUAACAGAAGCAAACUGGAGAUCACUAGUAUUGGAAUGUGACAUAACUGCAAUUGUUGAAUUUUGGGCCUCAUGGUGUGAACCAUGCCGCGCGAUCCAUCCUGUAAUCUUCAAUUUAUCAUUGAAAUAUGAAGGAAAGAUGAGAUGUUUCAAGAUCAACACUGAUGAGAACCCAGACAUAGCAACUCAAUAUGGAAUCAGAAGCAUCCCAACUGUUCUGAUUUUUAAGAACGGAGUUAUGGUAGAAAAAGUAAUAGGGGCUGUUCCAGAAACGACCUUGGUCACAUUUAUUCAGGCAUAUUUGGAUACAUAAUUUAAAUUUUAUGUUAUCUUUUACCAGUAACUUUUCUAAAAUUGCAUAAUUGUAGAUGCAAUUGUGACUAGAGAUCUAUUAAGAACUUCUUCAUGCUUGUCCGUGUCCAUAUUAAUGGAGGAUAAAGUUGGCCUAAGUUUCUUCAAUGCUGCAGAGGUUAUGGAGGUUGCCUGAGAUGUUUUGGGAGUUCAUUACGACAAAUUCUGGAAUCUUUUCUGUAAGCUUUUUGUCAUUCCAGAAUUUGAAGAUUUAUUUUGGUACUGCUGCUUAGCUUUAGUCUAUGCAAGAUAUUAUUGAUUUUCUGAAUAUAUAAAUUUGAUUCAAA
Messenger RNA from Phalaenopsis equestris, 1000 nucleotides. Its product is annotated as thioredoxin-like. Gene Ontology annotation, cellular component: cytoplasm. NCBI's taxonomy places the organism in Eukaryota, Viridiplantae, Streptophyta, Magnoliopsida, Asparagales, Orchidaceae. Gene Ontology annotation, molecular function: oxidoreductase activity, acting on a sulfur group of donors, disulfide as acceptor; protein-disulfide reductase activity. The transcript is spliced from 2 exons. Bases 73 to 675 code for a protein of 200 amino acids. The record is from RefSeq and is a predicted model, not a curated record.